Molecule: messenger RNA, 747 nt
Organism: Iphiclides podalirius (scarce swallowtail)
Lineage: Eukaryota; Metazoa; Arthropoda; Insecta; Lepidoptera; Papilionidae
Source: the annotation of a GenBank genome assembly
AUGACCAAAACUGGUUUUCAUGUCGCCCAAAAGCGAUAUGUGAGCUGUAGUAUAAAAAGUCAGUCAGUCAUUCGUAGACUUAUAUUCAAUAUGAAGGGCGUUACGAUUUUGUGUUUCGUGGCCACUCUUGCUUUGUCAAGCCCAAGUUCUGAGAAUUUGUACACCGAUCGUUAUGAUUCAAUCAACUUAGACGAGAUCCUCUCCAACCGACGUCUGCUGAUUCCUUACGUAAAUUGCUUGCUUGAGAAGGGCAAGUGCACUCCUGAAGGCAAUGAACUCAAAUCUCAUAUUAGAGAAGCCAUGGAGAACGAUUGUGCUAAAUGCACUGCAGCUCAAAGAAGAGGCACAAAUCAAGACCUAUAUCGAAAAAUGAAGAGUUUCAUGGUAUUAUGUUUAUUUGCGGUGGUGGCCUUCGUGUCAGCCCUUCCCUCGGAAACCUACACUGACCGCUACGAUAACGUUAACCUCGACGAAAUCAUCGCCAACCGUCGUUUGUUGGUUCCAUACCUAAACUGCAUUCUCGACAAAGGGAAGUGCACAGCAGAUGGGAAGGAGCUCAAAUCUCACAUUUCUGAGGCCGUCGAGAAUGAUUGUGCGAAAUGCACGGACGCACAGCGCAAGGGCACCCGGAAAGUCAUCGGGCACCUGAUCAACCACGAAAAGGAAUUCUGGGACGAGAUCACCGCCAAGUACGACCCCACGCACAAAUACACUAAGAAAUACGAAACUGAAUUGAGAACCGCGAAG